Tachysurus vachellii is the source of this 2199-nucleotide messenger RNA. It is a transcript of the gene chst1, whose product is annotated as carbohydrate (keratan sulfate Gal-6) sulfotransferase 1. The record is from RefSeq and is a predicted model, not a curated record. Gene Ontology annotation, biological process: keratan sulfate proteoglycan metabolic process; carbohydrate metabolic process; N-acetylglucosamine metabolic process. Gene Ontology annotation, molecular function: keratan sulfotransferase activity; N-acetylglucosamine 6-O-sulfotransferase activity. Gene Ontology annotation, cellular component: Golgi membrane. Bases 585 to 1850 code for a protein of 421 amino acids. NCBI's taxonomy places the organism in Eukaryota, Metazoa, Chordata, Actinopteri, Siluriformes, Bagridae. The transcript is spliced from 2 exons.
GGAGCUCGAGCUGCGCGGUCCCACGCCUCACUUUAUCACACGCUCGGUGUCUCGGACGCGCGUCACUUCGGAACGCGCUCUCCAGCCUCCAUCUAUCCAACCAUGGCGCGCGUGGAGAAAUCAACAAUUUGAUGCUUUCAGGACUGAGAGAGAGAAAGAGAGAGACACAGAGACACAGAGACACAGAGAGAGAGAGAGAGAGAGAGAGAGAAAGAGAGAGAGAGAGAGAGAGAGAGAGAGAGAGGUGCUGCUGCGCGCGUAAUCAUUUUUAUCUUUAACCUUUUACAACCUUCUACAAUUCUUUUAUUACUAUUUAUUCUUCCACUCAGGAGAUUUUCCCACCUGACAUCAUUUCUCUGUGGGCCAUCAGGACGGAUUACAGCUUGAUCUUUAUACAUACAGACAAAUCUUCGCACCUCUACGACCGGCUCUAACAACAUCACCACCACGACCGGAGCGUUUAACGGAAAGCGUCACAUUUUAGCGCCUACAACCUUCGCCUCGUCCUUACAGAACUUCAACAGCUGCCCCUUUGCCGAUGGGCUCCGAAUCAGACUGCAUUGUCUAAAUGAAGUUCCUCCGCCAUGCAAUGUUCCUGGAAGGCUGUGAUUCUGCUCGGCCUGGCGUCAAUCGCGAUCCAGUACACGGCGAUCAGGACGUUCACAUCCGAGCCUUUUCAGAUCUGUCCUGUACCGAGCUUUGUUAACUGCAGCCUGGGUCAGGAAGUGGAGACUUUCGAGCGCUUUUGUGACGACUUCCCUUAUUUCCAGUACAAUGCCUCCAGAGCGAAGACUCACAUUCUGAUUCUGGCCACAACACGCAGCGGCUCGUCUUUCGCCGGCCAGCUCUUCAACCAGCACAUGGAUGUGUUCUAUUUAUUCGAGCCACUCUAUCACGUCCAGCAUGCCCUGCUUCCUCACCUCACUCACAGCAGGUAUGCUAUAGAUCGCAGGGUGAUGCUCGGAGCGAGCCGCGACCUUUUGCGCAGCUUAUACCACUGCGACCUGUAUUUCUUGGAGAGCUACAUCAAACCUCUGCCUGCAAAUCACAGCACAGAUAAGCUUUUCCGGCGAGGUGCGAGUCGUGCACUUUGCACUCCGCCUGCCUGUGAUGCUUUCAACCUCAAUGAGGUGACUAUAGAAGAGGGGGAGUGUGUGAGAAAGUGCACUCUCCUCAACCUGACCCUGGCAGCCGAGUCCUGCCGAGAAAGGAGGCACGUGGCGAUCAAGACGGUGCGAAUCCCAGAAGUUGGCGAUCUCCGAGCUCUAGUGGAGGAUCCACGGCUCAAUCUGAAGGUUGUCCAUCUGGUUAGGGACCCACGGGGCAUCUUGGCAUCAAGGAUCGAGACUUUUAGAGAUACCUAUCGCCUCUGGAGGAUCUGGAGAGCCACAGGGCGCAAACCGUACAAUCUCGACCUGAGCCAGAUCACCACGGUGUGUGACGACAUCUUUCAUUCCAUCAACACAGGAUCUGAGCGUCCAGCAUGGCUUCGCGGCCGCUACAUGUUGGUGCGCUAUGAAGAUUUAGCGCGCCAGCCUCUUCAAAAGACCCGUGAGAUCUACAACUUCCUUGGAUUGACCAUAGAUAAAGGGGUGGAGGAGUGGAUUCGAAAUAACACCAGAGGAAGCAACGACAGUAUGGCGAAGCAUAAAUACGGUACUCUGAGGGACUCGGCUGCCAACGCUGAGAGCUGGAGGCUCAAGCUCUCACACGACAUAGUCGAAUACACACAGACGGUGUGUCAGCAGGUUUUAGAGGAGCUCGGCUACAGAGCUGUGAACUCGCCGGAGGAGCUCAAGAACUUGUCCCUUUCGCUGAUUGAGGACAAGACCUUUGCCCCUUUUUUGUAGCGAGCGCUCACACCUACAACUAUUUUUCUACCCUUCAACUGUUGCCUUAAAUUCGACACGUUUUGCACUAUGAACUUGAGGAAACCGCUCACAGUCACACAGUCUGAACAGCACAAAAGCAAACAAACAAACAAACAAACAAACCAAAAGAUUCCCUUCAGCCUGGAGUCAACUUGAGGAUAAAAAUGCCAGACGCAUUCAUUAUGUUUUAGUCUCUAUGAAGUCCCUGUAUCCAAACCAUUGCUUUGAUAAAGGUGAAUGUUUAUGGAUGAAGAACACAAAAACACAUCCCUGUGCUAAACAGAGGUCUGAAAUGGUAACACCAUGCAAUAAACCUGUGAAUGUCGCA